AUGCCUCCGACCGAGUCCGCGCGAUCUGCCCUCAGCGCCUUCACUUGCACACUAUGCAACAAGUCCUACUCCCGACAUCCAGAAUUCGAAGCACAUAUCGGCUCUUAUGACCACCUGCAUCGCCAGCGCUUACAGGACCUCAAACAACUCUCGCGCGACCCCAAUGCAGCUGAGAAGGCGCGCCGCGCAGAGCGUAAAGCAGAUGCCGAGGCUGGACUGAAAGUCCUUGAUGCACCCACAGGCAACGGGGCAUCUAAAAAGAGCACUCUGACUGGAGGUUUCAAAAAGGGCGGCUUCAAAAGUUCUUUUACGACUAUCAAGGGUCCUGUAGCGGCGAAGAAGAAUGUCCUAGAAGAUUCCGAUGAUGAACGUCCGGUCAAAUCUUCAGAUAAUACCUCGUCCAAGGAUUACAAACCGGCGGCUGGUGGCAGUGUUCAGGAAACCGAAAGUGACGAUGAGCAAUACACGAAUGGGCAAGCUUAUUAUGAUCCUCGACGGCCAACCAGUUGUUUCCCUGGUUGUCCUGGUCGGGAAGUCAAAGUCGUACCUUGA
Molecule: messenger RNA, 552 nt
Organism: Penicillium taxi
Lineage: Eukaryota; Fungi; Ascomycota; Eurotiomycetes; Eurotiales; Aspergillaceae
Product: putative C2H2 finger domain protein
Exons: 2
Coding region: 1-552 (183 amino acids)
Source: RefSeq, a predicted model, not a curated record